AUGGACUUUAUGGGUGAUUUUCCUGUUAAGAAGUGUUAUUAUUUGCAAAUGGAGGGUGAGGGUGAGAAUGAUGCUUCUUUUGAGAAGUUUGUCUGGAAAAAGAAUAUCCCACCUAAAGUAAGUUUCAUGUUAUGGGCUUGUUUUCAUGAUUCUUUAUCAACAUUAAGUAUGCUGCAACAUAGAGGAGUUGAGAUUCAAAGUGUAAUAUGUCCUAUUUGUAAAAGGGAGGUUGAAGAUUCAGAUCAUCUGUUGGUUUCAUGUUCAUAUGCUUUUGAGGUUUGGACUCACUUUAUUAAUUCUUUCAAGGUUUCAUGGUUUGCUCCUAAUACAGUAAAAGGUUUCUUUGAAGCUUGGAGUUUGAAUAAUUUGCCAGGGAGGUGCAAGGAAGUGUGGUGGAAGACUAUUUAUGGUGUUAUAUGGCACUUAUGGAAAGAGAGAAGCAAGAGGGUUCAUAAUGGUGGAAGACAUAAAGAAGCAGCAAAGUUGAUUAUGAUUGUGAAGCAAACUAUUGCUCUUUCAUUUUUUGAUAAGGAUGUAUUUAGGGGAUUUUCUGUAAAUCAAAUCUUGUUUCAGUGGGAUACAAUACUGCAUACGUAA
Molecule: messenger RNA, 597 nt
Organism: Papaver somniferum (opium poppy)
Lineage: Eukaryota; Viridiplantae; Streptophyta; Magnoliopsida; Ranunculales; Papaveraceae
Exons: 1
Coding region: 1-597 (198 amino acids)
Source: RefSeq, a predicted model, not a curated record